Molecule: messenger RNA, 1564 nt
Organism: Papilio machaon (common yellow swallowtail)
Lineage: Eukaryota; Metazoa; Arthropoda; Insecta; Lepidoptera; Papilionidae
Product: zwei Ig domain protein zig-8
Exons: 7
Coding region: 429-1364 (311 amino acids)
Biological process (GO): synapse organization
Cellular component (GO): neuron projection membrane
Source: RefSeq, a predicted model, not a curated record
CUUAGAUUGAAAUGAAUUUGCGAUAGGCAAGGUCCCUUUACCGUUAAUUAAUAGUCAUUCAGAGGUCGAUAUUAUGUUUGAGCCGCCAUAAAGAGCAAAGGGAAGGCGAGGACGCGGCGGCGGCGGCGCGCGCUGCCCCGUAGCCUCGCAGCCCGUGCUACCGCGCAUGCUCGGCGGCACUGCGCGGCACCGUCUGGCAGUCAGCAGCCGGCGUUGUGCUCGUUUUGUGUAGUAUCUGGUUGAAUGGGUGGUCUGAUUGACUUCUAAUAGCGGUUUGUGGUUCGUUUGUUGCCAUGUGAGUGCACGUGCUGUGCUAUGACGCCGUCGGCGCCGUCGGUCUCGUCAGUAUCGUCGUCAUCGACCGUCACAAGUCAUAUGGAGUCGUCAGCUACACCUUGCUGAUGGAGCGCAUUCGACGGUAGACGAAGAUGUGCGGCGCGCGGGCUGCGGCACUGAUGGCUGCGCUCGCGGCGCUUUUAGCCGUCGGUGAGCCCGGGCAUGGAGCCGGCCUUGGGGGCGACGGCGCCGCCGAGGUAGACGAUGCCGAGCUGGACGCCGCCGAGCUGGCGGCAGCAGACGUACCGGCGUGGCGCGAACUAUGGCAGGCUUCUCUGGCUGCGCUACGUCGCGAGCCUUCCAUCAACACCACGCGGGAGGAGGUGCUCGCACCGGUCGGCGGCGUUGCCUUCCUGCACUGCCCCGUGCGGAACCUCGGCGAACGCGGCGUGUCGUGGAUGCGGCGUCGCGACUGGCACAUCCUCAGCUCCGGCCUACUCCUCUACACCAAUGACGAGCGCUUCCAGGUGCUGCACGGUGAGGGGUCCGACGAUUGGAUUUUGCAAAUCAAAUACGUUCAGAAACGCGACAACGGGACUUACGAAUGUCAGGUGGCGAGCGGCGGCGGAGGCACGCUGUCGCGGCGGGUGGAGCUGCGCGUGCUCGUGCCCGAGGCAUUCAUCCUGGGCGCUGAAGAGUAUCACGUGGACGCCGGCUCCGCCAUCAACCUCGUCUGCAUAAUUGAAAACAGUCCGGCGCCGCCGCAGUACGUGUUCUGGUAUCACAACGCGCGUAUGAUCAACUACGAUGAGGCGCAAGGCGUGACCGUGAGUACGGCUCCGGGCGCCCGCACACAGUCGGCGCUGCGAGUGCACGCCGCGCGCCCCUCGCACGCCGGGAACUACUCCUGCCGCGCGCCCGGCGCCGACCCCGCCCACAUCUACGUCUACGUCUCCGAAGGCAGUGACAAGAUGGCGGCGACGUUAAGCCGCAACGUAGCCGUCGCGCAAGGCCCUCGCGUUUCUGUCCUGCUGUAUGCCCUGCUGGCCAGCGCUGUACAGUCGACGGGAGCGCUGAAGCGAACGUAGCGAGGCGCUCAGGUGUUGCACGACACCACCUCGCUCGUUGCAAGCAUGAAAAUGCAAUAGGCGCUCUAGCAUGUUCGAGAUUUUUCGUACAUAUAGAAAAUGUAUAAAAUGUCACAUAUUAAAACUAACUGUGAUGUAAGACAAGACAUUCACAUUUACAUACAUAAUUUAUUAAUAGACCGGAUAUUAAGAACUAAAUC